CGCUGCAGUGCGCAGGAGCCCGCGGUCCGCACCCCAGCGCCGGGAGCCCGAGCGCGAGCAACGUCCGGAGCCAGGCAGGGGUCGCCGCAGCCUGGAUGCGCCCUGUGGCGCGCGCGCACGCAGCAUCCCGAGCCUCCCGCCGCGCGGCGGGGAUGCCUGCUCUCCGAGCCCCGGGGCUGGGCCCCCGGCGGUAACCGGAGCGGGGGGGCGCGCCCCCCCAGCAGCAGCUGCCGCGCCCGCGCCCGGGCCAGUCGCCGCCGGGGCCCAUCGCCUGUCGCCGCGCUCUGCGCACCCACCGCCUUGCGCGGCCAUGGGGACGCUGCUGGCUCUCGUGGUGGGCGCGGCGCUGGUAUCCUCAGCCUGGGGGGGCUGCGUGGAGGUGGAUUCCGAUACCGAGGCUGUGUAUGGGAUGACCUUCAAAAUCCUGUGCAUCUCCUGUAAGCGUCGUAGUGAGACCACCGCCGAGACCUUCACGGAGUGGACCUUCCGCCAGAAGGGGACAGAGGAAUUUGUCAAGAUCCUACGCUAUGAGAAUGAGGUGCUGCAGCUGGAGGAAGAUGAGCGCUUUGAGGGCCGAGUGGUGUGGAACGGUAGUCGGGGCACCAAGGACCUGCAGGACCUGUCCAUCUUCAUCACCAACGUCACCUACAACCACUCUGGCGACUACGAAUGUCACGUCUACCGUCUCCUCUUCUUUGAUAAUUAUGAGCACAACACCAGCGUCGUCAAGAAGAUCCACCUGGAGGUGGUGGACAAGGCCAACAGAGAUAUGGCAUCCAUCGUGUCGGAGAUCAUGAUGUACGUGCUCAUUGUGGUGUUGACCAUAUGGCUCGUGGCAGAGAUGGUGUACUGCUACAAGAAGAUUGCUGCUGCUACGGAGGCUGCUGCGCAAGAGAACGCCUCAGAAUACCUGGCCAUUACAUCCGAGAGCAAAGAAAACUGUACAGGCGUCCAGGUGGCUGAAUAGCGCUGGCUCUGGGCUCCGCCUCAUGGAAGAGCCAGCCCCUACGGGUACCCUCCCGCCCUACAGUGGGGAUCAGCCCCUGGUGGGUACCCUCCCCCGGCAGUGGGGAUCAGCCCUUCGGUCUCCCCAGCCUCACAGUUCUGCAGUGGAGCCACGAGGGUGGGAGCGGGCAGGGACUGAUCCCACCUCACCCACCGCCUCCCACCUACCCUCCCACCGCCAUGCAUGAUGGGUGAAGCAAUAUGGCCGCCCCACCCUGCUUUUGCUGCCUGUUUGGGGGAGGGGGCGGUGAGGCGAGGGGGCAGGCCCCGCCCCUUCUUUUUGCUGAUUUGCACAUAGGCCACUUCCCACACGCACUGCCAGGCCAGCCGGCCCCACCCCUGCUUGAUGGGGUCAAGAGGGGUCGGGACAGGGACAGUAGUGGGCAGGAGGUUCUGGGCCUCAUCUCCCCUCCGCUUCCUCCGGCUGGACCUGGGGUUCCCUUCCUGUGACACCUCCUAGCCCUGGCCCACCCGCCCUCUCUCACCAGCCUUCAAUUGUGGUCUCUUGGGAAGGGCCUCUUCGGCCUCCUCUCUUUACAGAAGUAGUUUUUGUUCAUGAAAUAAAGAUUCUUGGACUCGA
Molecule: messenger RNA, 1585 nt
Organism: Mus caroli (Ryukyu mouse)
Lineage: Eukaryota; Metazoa; Chordata; Mammalia; Rodentia; Muridae
Gene: Scn1b
Product: sodium voltage-gated channel beta subunit 1
Biological process (GO): regulation of sodium ion transmembrane transporter activity; regulation of heart rate by cardiac conduction; cardiac muscle cell action potential involved in contraction
Cellular component (GO): voltage-gated sodium channel complex
Molecular function (GO): transmembrane transporter binding; sodium channel inhibitor activity
Source: RefSeq, a predicted model, not a curated record